Molecule: messenger RNA, 1722 nt
Organism: Ailuropoda melanoleuca (giant panda)
Lineage: Eukaryota; Metazoa; Chordata; Mammalia; Carnivora; Ursidae
Gene: IER5
Product: immediate early response 5
Exons: 2
Coding region: 222-737 (171 amino acids)
Source: RefSeq, a predicted model, not a curated record
CCUCAGUUAGCGACCGGACCUGGGAGUGAACUGUUGUCUGUCGUGGAUAGGACGCGGGGGUCGGUGAGAGCGUCACCCGAGUCGUUUCUCUUCAGCCUUCAAGUAUCGAGGGUCCAGCCCCGGAUUGGACUUGUCGACGCCUCUCGUCCCCUCUCAGCUUCCGAACGUGAGCCGGGGAUUCACGCCUCACCUCGGCGCGAGCCCCGCGAAGGGGAGGCAGGAUGGAGUUCAAGCUGGAGGCUCACCGCAUCGUCAGCAUCUCCCUGGGCAAGAUCUACAACUCGCGGGUCCAGCGCGGCGGCAUCAAACUGCACAAGAACCUGCUGGUCUCGCUGGUGCUGCGCAGCGCCCGCCAGGUCUAUCUGAGUGACCCGUGCCCGAGCCUCUACCUGGCCGGUCCCGCGGGGAGCCGCGGCGCGGCGGGCGUGGGUGGCGGCCCCGCGGGCGGCCCGGCGCCCGGCUCGAGCCCGCUGAAGAAGCCCCGCCGGAACUCAGAGGAGCAGCCGGGCGGGGCGGCGGCGGCGGAGGAGGAGAUGGAGACCGGUAACGUGGCUAACCUCAUUAGCAUCUUCGGUUCCAGCUUCUCGGGACUGUUGCGGAAAAGCCCCGGGGGCGGCCGGGAGGAAGCCGAGGGAGAGGAGAGCGGUCCGGAAGCCGCGGAGCCCGGGCAGAUCUGCUGCGAUAAGCCGGUGCUGAGAGACAUUAACCCUUGGAGCACAGCCAUCGUGGCCUUCUGAGCCCCCGGGUCCCCUUCGGAAGGAGGUUGAGCAGCGGGGUGGCCCCGACGUGAGGCCGCGAGGACGGCCCAGGGACCGUAGGCGCUGGGCGUGUGGCGGAGACUGCGGCUGCCGCCGGGCCGCACAAACUGCGCUCGGGCUCGGCGGCCCUGCCGCGCCGAGCCUCCCCGCGGUCUCCUCUGGAGACUUGGGGGUGCGAGGCCGGUCGGAAGAGGACGAUCGUUCGCUUUUGUGUAGUGUUAUGUCUGUGUACGUACGUUUGUCUUGUUGAAUUAAGACUAUUUUGUCCUUCGGAAUGCAUCACCCCUUUCCCAGGGCUUAGGAGAUUGGGGGCAGACAGGGACUUUCCUCUGCCGGCAGCGCCGAGAAGGAAGCGGCUGAGAGCGGCCGGGGCCGGGGAGUUCCCCUUUCGUACUCGGGGGAGGAAGGGACUUUACACACACCCCUCACAUGAAAGCGAGCACCGCACCGGGGCCAGGAGUGGCAUUUCCUCACAGGAUUUCCUAAGACUGGAGGGAUUUAGGCUGGGGUAGAAACUUGUAGUCUUUCUCCCCCCACCCCCACCCCUUCUAUCUCCCUGAAAAACGCUCUACCCUGUGAUUACUCUGGGAAAAGGGAAUAUGAGCGGCCCUUGUCUUCCCCACAGGGAAAGAAAAAAAAAAAAAGCUUGAUGAACUUCACAGAAGAGUUCAAGCUUGGAAAUAUGGAGUUUAUAGAGAAUAGAUAUAUUUUUAAAAGCUCUAGAUCAGAACUACUACACAGUGCUUUUAAAAAGUGUUCAAUGAAACAAAAGUUUACAGACAGAAGCCCUAAGUGGAAAGACCUUAUGGUUUUGUAAAUACGGUGACUCCAGUCUUUGUUGUAUAAAGGUUGGGGGAGCUGACAAGGUUUUUUGUACAGUAUUUUCUCCUUCGUUGUAUUGAUUUUUGUAUAAAAAUGUAACUUUACGUGUCUAACACGUAUUAAAUAUUUUGAAGCAAGUUAA